Molecule: messenger RNA, 606 nt
Organism: Anopheles coustani
Lineage: Eukaryota; Metazoa; Arthropoda; Insecta; Diptera; Culicidae
Gene: Cpr51A
Exons: 1
Coding region: 1-606 (201 amino acids)
Source: RefSeq, a predicted model, not a curated record
AUGGUGACUUCUAAAGUGCGCGCCAUUGCUCUGCUGGUGCUGGUGUUGGCCACCGUGGCCAGCGGUGCUCCUCAAAAAAAGGCACCCUUCGGUAAGGCACGAGGCGGAGCUGAAUCGGAAGCGCAAAAGCCAGCAUCACCGUCGGAGGAUGAACCCAAGGGUUCGACGUCGGGCGAAAGUGAAGAGUCGCUGGAAAAAACGCAAGCCAAAGCAGCAAAGUACUCGUACGACACGUCCGUGAACGACACCAUCAACGAUCACGCGAUCAUGCGCCAGGAGGAACGGGACGGGCUCUCGCUGAAGGGAAUGUACUCGUACAGCGAUGGGUUCUUCAGGCGCACCGUGCACUACGAGGCGGACGACAAGGGGUACCGGGUGGUGAAGGAGAUUAACAUCCCGAUCGGUAACGGACCGCAGGUCGAUCCGAAGGGUAAGGCCGACGUGUCGUCCUCGCUGACCGGAUCGUACUCCAUUACGGCGGACGAUAUUGCGAAGCCGUCCCGGAAGGAAGUGGCACGGUCAUCGUCGGGGGAGGACGAAUCCUCGGAGGAAACCCGUGCCGACGAUGAGGAUGAGGAGCAGGGUGAUGGUUCGGGAGAGAAUUAG